Messenger RNA from Exophiala mesophila, 1854 nucleotides. RefSeq lists its product as uncharacterized. NCBI's taxonomy places the organism in Eukaryota, Fungi, Ascomycota, Eurotiomycetes, Chaetothyriales, Herpotrichiellaceae. The transcript is spliced from 3 exons. The record is from RefSeq and is a predicted model, not a curated record. Bases 794 to 1681 code for a protein of 295 amino acids.
CCGUACCUGAUCCGGUUUUGCUUGACACCACGCCUCCCCUGGACAUAUCCCUCUCCACCUUCAGUCGACCCUCGACUUGCUCUCGCUUGACCUAAUGUUACGUUAUCGCGUGAUCCAAGCCCUGCUCUCCAUUUGGUCCCCAACACUUUGACCACAUUACCACACAUAUUUUCCAUAUCAGGCUCUACUCAGACCUUGUCUACUCUCUUUUGCACUCCCUCGCUCAACACAUAACCGACUUCUCCCUCCAGGCCAAUCACCUGUCAGCCGUUGGGGCAGUUCUGGCAGUUUCCUGUCUGCCAACCUUGCACAAACGCUUGUCAUUUUGUGACAGCGGGAAAGGUUCCAGCCGAUGUAGUGCUGAACCUUCCUCGACUCCACCGCCUAUCAUUAAGACUGCGUCCGCCGUUGGACCCUUUCCCUCUACCAACUCGGCCAUCGUUGGCCGUGCCACCUUCCACAGUGGACCUUAUUCGGUCAGACCAGGAUCUUGCAUCACUGCUCACAGUCUCUCACCUACGCUGUUGUAAAACAAACGCUUUGGUCCACUCGUUCGCACUUUAUCAAGCGGAUGAUUUGCUGAAAAGUCACCAUUGCCCAUCGAGACUCGACCUCUCACGCCUCUUCAGUUUCGCCUUAUACUACCGGUCUUCCAAUCACCCAGGCCAUGAUCUCAUGAACUUGUCCCAGGCUCUGGCAAUUAUCAAUGAAAACAAAUGCCACGCUUCAGCACUUCGACCUCUUUUUCCGUUUGGAGACCACAUGACCGAGGUCUUUCGGGCCUGGAGACAUCAUGAUUCCAUGGGCGACGAUCCAGGGAAGCACAUCCAACCUCGACUUUCGUGGCGAGCUGAAUGAUUACAACCUGAUUCACCAUGUUGAGUAUGGACCAACUCAAUUCAUCCGCGGGCUGCACUCGUCCAUGCUUGAGCUGGCUCAUGAACGUCAAUUUGCCGUCUGCCAAUUGGGCCUUUCUAGUGUAGGGUUCGAAUUGGAACAUACUACCAGAAUAUCAGACACUCUGGACCUCAUUCUCAAGGCUCUAAAUCUUCAUCUCGCGGCAGGUCACCACCUGGAGAAAGCAGGUCGGCCUGCUUCGCCUCAUCGAGACGAUGUAAUAAAUUGCAGACCCUUUGGAGCCGACCCAUCCGGCCUGAGUCGCGCCUUGUCUCCUGGCCUUGAGCUUGAGCCUGAGACUGGCUUAUGUAUCGAAUCCUGCUUGGAUUAUGAGCAACGCCCCCAACCUGAUCACCCCACCAGCCGAAUGAAUCAAUCUUGUAGGUCAAUAUUGGAUAUUCAAAAUCUCGUCAACCCAAUGGCCCAAGAACCAAAGCCCCUGAAGAGAAAAUUUUCGGCCACCAUCACCCAUCCAACCAUCGAUGCUGACGAAGAACAUCUCUCUAAACACAUGCCCCCCGACGAAGAGCUGGAGCUUCACAAUCUUCUGAAAUUUAAACGGGCCCUUCGAAGCUCCAAUCCAUCUGCAGCAAGAAUAAACAAAAUUCCCCGCCAGAGGCUCCAAAACCCAUUUCAGGCUGCUUCGGACAUUCCUCACAAGACCAGUAUGUCCACAAAAGCUUGCCCAGAAGACCUUUUGGCCUUGAGACACUCCAAAAGCGGAGAAAGCGCCAUCUUGGCAUCUGCCAUAACGACUCGGUCCACUCCAUCAUUCAAUACAUGAUUUGUCCACAGGCUGCUUCGCAGUAACUUUCAUUGCAUUCGACACCCGCUGGAAAGAGGAACUUUGACCAUUGCAGUCCCGUUCAGCGAUACGGACCCUUGCAUGAAUCAGUCUCAUAUCGACGUCUUUGAUUGGUGAGCGUCUAUGUACACAAGUCUCAUAGUCAUAGCGGC